Messenger RNA from Amborella trichopoda, 4216 nucleotides. RefSeq lists its product as uncharacterized. The record is from RefSeq and is a predicted model, not a curated record. Gene Ontology annotation, biological process: sterol transport. Lineage: Eukaryota; Viridiplantae; Streptophyta; Magnoliopsida; Amborellales; Amborellaceae. Gene Ontology annotation, cellular component: membrane. Gene Ontology annotation, molecular function: sterol binding; lipid carrier activity.
CCCCGUUCCUCCAUAAUUAAUUUUCUUCAAAUUUUUUUCCCUUUUCCCUUUUGUUUUCCUUUUCUCUAACAAUUUGUUUUAUUUAUUUGAACCUACCAAUUAAUUACAGCAACUAAUCUAUAAUUUGUGUAAUAUAGAUACUUUCCCUUAGAUAUAUUAGCUCCUCAUUUCUGCUCUCUCUGUCUCUCUCUCACACGAGAAAUGGAGCUUCUGAGUGUGAGAACGCUGAUCGUGGAGCUUUUGCUCGGAUUAAUGUUCCUAUGGAGCUUGCAGGUCUUUGUUAUUUCUUCAGUGAAUGGAGAGAGAUCAGAUUCACGGUUUCUUUUGACAUCCAAUUCUUCAUCAAUACAUGCCAAAGAUUAUUGUGCCAUGUACGGUAUCUGUGGGCAGCGCAAAGAUGGGAAGGUUUUGAACUGUCCCUAUGGUUCUCCUGCAGUGAAGCCAGAUGAGUUGUUUUCUUCCAAGAUCCAAAGUUUGUGCUCGACUAUCACUGGAAAUGUUUGCUGCACAGAAGAUCAAUUUGAGACUUUACGUGGUCAAGUCCAACAAGCAGUUCCUUUUCUAGUCGGCUGCCCAGCAUGCCUCAGGAAUUUUUUGAAUCUGUUUUGUGAGCUUUCUUGUUCACCCAAUCAAAGUCUAUUCAUCAAUGUAACUUCUAUUUCUAAGGUUAAUAAUACUCUAACUGUAGACGGCAUUGACUUCUACGUUACUGGUUCCUAUGGUGAAGAGUUAUAUAACUCUUGCAAGGAUGUGAAGUUUGGUACAAUGAAUACGCGAGCAAUGGAUUUCAUUGGUGCUGGGGCAAAAUCAUAUAAAGAUUGGUUUGCUUUUAUUGGACAUCGGGCUGAAAUGGAUGUGCCUGGUUCGCCAUAUGCAAUUAAUUUCCAAUCAAAGAUUUCUGAGUCAUUUGGGAUGGAGCCUAUGAACACAUCUGUUUAUUCAUGCGGUGACACUUCUCUGGGCUGUUCUUGUGGUGAUUGCCCUUCUUCUCCUUCAUGCUCUGGUUCUGCACCCCCUUCUCCACCUAAAAGGCAUUCCUGCUCUAUUACAUUUCCAUCUUUUAAGGUCAGAUGUGUGGAUUUCACAUUGACAAUAAUCUAUAUUGUCUUAAUCUCUACAUUUUUUGGGUGGGGUAUUUUAAGACGAACACGAGUAAGAAGUAGCCAUUCACCUCGAAUGAGGCCCUUGCUAAAUGCUGAGGAUGAAAACCAACUGCGUUCUGCUGAUAAGCAGGAGAAGGAAAUCCGGCCUGCACAGAUGUCAGAUGACGGUCCACAAAUGCUUAAGGAGUUGCAUCUUCCUCUAAUUCAACAAUACAUUUCUAGUUUCUACAGGAGAUAUGGAACGUGGGUUGCGAGGAAUCCGACUCUUGUUCUUUGUUCUUCGGUGGCUAUUGCUCUUCUACUUUCUAUUGGUCUUAUACGGUUCAAGGUGGAGUCACGGCCUGAGAAGCUUUGGGUGGGUCCUGGGAGUAAGGCUGCAGAAGAAAAACAAUUCUUUGACAGCCACUUGGCACCAUUUUAUAGAAUUGAACAGCUUAUACUUGCAACUGUGCCAGACCUGGGGCAGGGAAACACGCCCAGUAUUGUGACUGAGGAAAACAUUCAGUUACUUUUUGAAAUACAGAAGAAGGUUGAUGGAAUCCGUGCAAAUUAUUCUGGAUCUCUGAUAUCUCUUACAGACAUUUGCAUGAAGCCACUUGGUGCAGAUUGUGCCACUCAAAGUGUUCUGCAGUAUUUUAAAAUGGAUCCAGACAACUAUGAGAGCUAUGGUGGGGUUCAACAUGUUGAAUAUUGCUUUCAGCAUUAUACAUCUGCAGAAACAUGUUUGAGUGCAUUCCAAGCUCCUGUGGAUCCUAGUGUUGCAUUAGGGGGCUUCUCGGGGAGCAACUUUUCUCAGGCUACAGCUUUUGUCAUAACUUAUCCAGUAAGGAAUGCAGUUGAUGAGACUGGAAAAGAAAAUUGGGAAGCUGUUGCAUGGGAAAAGGCUUUCAUUAAUGUAGCGAAGGAAGAGCUUAGACCUAUGGCUCAAUCACGAAACCUUACUCUUUCAUUUUCAUCUGAGAGUUCUAUCCAAAAGGAAUUGGAACGAGAAAGUACUGCAGACGUAUUGACAAUAUUAAUAAGCUAUCUCGUGAUGUUUGCUUACAUAUCAGUAACUUUGGGCGAUGCACCCCACUUCUCUUCUUUCUAUAUUUCGUCCAAGGUAUUGCUUGGUUUAUCAGGAGUUGUCCUGGUCAUGCUUUCUGUCCUCGGCUCUGUUGGUUUUUUCAGUGCCAUUGGAGUAAAAUCGACUCUCAUCAUUAUGGAAGUUAUUCCUUUUCUUGUUCUAGCGGUUGGAGUGGAUAACAUGUGUAUCUUAGUACAUGCUGUGAAACGCCAAUCAAUGGAGUUACCUUUGGAUGAGCGUGUUAGUAAUGCUCUUGUUGAAGUGGGUCCAUCUAUUACGCUUGCUAGUCUCUCUGAGGUUGUUGCAUUUGCUGUUGGUAGCUUCAUCCCUAUGCCAGCAUGUCGAGUGUUUUCGAUGUUUGCAGCAUUGGCUGUCCUUUUGGACUUUCUUUUGCAAGUUACAGCUUUUGUUGCAUUGAUAGUUUUUGAUUUCUCAAGAGCUGAGGACCGCAGAAUUGAUUGCUUCCCGUGUAUAAAAGUGUCAACUUCAGAAUCUCAGAAAGACAAUACUCAGAGAGGACCUGGGCUGCUGGUACGCUACAUGAAGGAAAUUCAUGCACCUGUUCUCAGUCAUUUGGGAGUGAAAAUUGGAGUUGUUGCUAUCUUUGUUGGUUUUGCUUUUGUUAGCAUUGCACUAUCUACAAGGAUUCAGCCUGGUUUGGAGCAACAGAUAGUACUCCCACGUGAUUCAUAUCUUCAGGGAUAUUUCAAUAAUAUCUCAGCAUACCUUCAAGUUGGACCACCAUUAUAUUUUGUUGUGAAGGACUUCAAUUACAGUCUGGAAUCAAGACACACAAACAAAUUGUGCUCCAUUAGUCAUUGUGAUUCCAAUUCCUUACUAAAUGAGAUCGCUAGGGCAUCAUUGAUUCCAGGAUCUAGCUAUAUUGCUAAACCUGCUGCAUCAUGGCUUGAUGAUUUCUUGGUGUGGAUUUCUCCUGAGGCCUUUGGGUGCUGUCGCAAGUUUACAAAUGGGACCUAUUGCCCUCCUGAUGAUCAGCCCCCUUGCUGUCCGCCUGGUGAAGAUUCUUGUGGCAUCAGUAAGAUAUGCAAAGAUUGCACCACGUGCUUUCAUAGCUUGGACUUGAUCAAUGGCCGUCCAUCAACAAAACAGUUCAUGGAUAAGCUUCCGUGGUUUUUGAAUGCAUUGCCCUCUGCUGAUUGUGCUAAAGGUGGCCACGGGGCUUACGCCAAUAGUGUGGACCUCAAAGGUUAUGAGAAUGGUAUCGUCCAUGCUUCUGAAUUCCGUACAUAUCAUACACCUGUAAAUAAACAAAUAGACUAUGUGAAUUCGAUGCGGGCUGCACGGGAGUUCAGUUCUAGAGUUUCCAAGUCUUUAAAGAUCGAAAUUUUCCCAUAUUCGGUGUUCUAUAUUUUCUUUGAACAAUACUUGGACAUAUGGCGGACAGCCCUUAUAAACCUUGCCCUUGCUCUUGGUGCCGUUUUUCUUGUAUGCCUAGUUAUCACUUGCAGUUUGUGGACUUCAGUAAUAAUUCUAGCAGUGCUUGCAAUGAUUGUAUUGGAUAUCAUGGGUGUAAUGGCACUCUUGGAUAUUCAACUCAAUGCAGUUUCUGUGGUAAACCUUGUAAUGUCGAUCGGGAUUGCUGUGGAGUUCUGUGUCCAUAUAACACAUGCAUUUUUGCAAAGCGAUGGUGACAGAACACAUCGGAUGAAAGAGGCUCUAGGCACAAUGGGGGCAUCUGUUUUCAGUGGGAUUACCCUCACAAAGCUGGUUGGAGUGAUCGUUCUGCGUUUUGCCCGAUCCGAAGUGUUUGUGGUUUAUUACUUUCAAAUGUUUCUAGCUCUAGUCGUCAUUGGUUUCUUGCAUGGAUUGGUCUUUCUGCCUGUGGUGUUGAGUUUAUGCGGUCCACCAUCAAGGUGCAAGUUCAUUGAGCCCAGGCGACAAGAUGCUCCCAGUCCUUCCACAUAGAAAGUGUACCAUUCUCUUAGAAUGUUGCUCAUCUCAAGGAAAUUCUCAGUGAAACUAGAUAAUCUUUGUCCUGUAAUUUAAAUAACAUUAGGAAUAAAUGAAAAGGAACUGUAUUCAUGUU